GAAAUUGGCAAGGGCAUAGGAAACAGGGACGUGUUACCCGUCAGCCUUUAAAGGCUGAAGCUUCCGGUUGGUGACUGCUAUUGGUCAGCUUGUUGCUCCUUUCCCAAAUGUCAUACCGAUCAAGAUCUCGCAGCCCACGACGAAGCUACCGUGACUAUAGCCCAGACCGCCAAUCAUACCGUCGACGUGGAAGGACACACUCUAGAUCGCGUUCACGUACACCUUCGCGCUCACGGUCUCGGUCACCCUAUGAAGAUCGUCGUAGACGAAGGGAUUUCAACCGCGGUGGACCUAGUGAAGACACAUUUGAAUAUCGUAGGAGAACUCGCGAGGAGGCUACUGUGACAUUUUGGGUGCCAUCUCCAGAAUUACGACCUAGAUCACCAAGUCCAACUUCCGAUACUGGUAAAAAAUCGAAGCGCUCUCGACGCUCUGCUCGCUAUUCUGACGAUUCAGAUGAUAAUUCAGCAUCUGAAGACGACAAGAGCCGACGAAGAAAGUCCAAAAAGUCUAGCCACAAGAAAAGAAAGAGUAGCAAACAUAAAAAAUCUAGUAGCAGUAGUCGAAGGAAACACAGACGAUCAUUAACACCGACUGACGAGUCUGCGAGCGAAGAUGGUAGUCGAUCAGAAAAAUCUGCAUCAAACGAUAAAGAUAGAGUACUUGAAGUAGAUGAGACUCAAUUGGAUGCUGUCCCGGAUCUAUGGGUUGAGAAACAAGUUGAGAUGGUGGAUGAUUCUGCACCUGUAGGUCCUCUACCUGUAACAGCACACGACGACCAUUUGAAAGAGAGGGCAUAUGGAGGAGCACUUCUACCCGGUGAAGGUUCAGCCAUGGCGGCAUAUGUUCAGGAAGGCAAACGUAUUCCUCGACGUGGUGAAAUUGGACUCAAAAGCGAUCAGAUUGAAUCUUUUGAAUCUGCCGGUUUUGUCAUGAGCGGUAGUCGUCAUCAACGUAUGAACGCAGUGCGUAUGAGAAAGGAAAACCAAGUCAUUUCAGCCGAAGAAAAGCGUUUACUUCUCACUCAUGCAUCCGAGCAGAGGCUUAAGAGAGAAAAUGAAAUUAUAUCUGGAUUUCGUGAUAUUCUUAGCGAAAGGCAAAAGAAAUAAACCAUGGCCUGCCAGCCAGUUAGUUUGAUCAA
Messenger RNA from Umbelopsis ramanniana AG, 1141 nucleotides. RefSeq lists its product as uncharacterized. Gene Ontology annotation, molecular function: chromatin binding. Gene Ontology annotation, biological process: regulation of gene expression. NCBI's taxonomy places the organism in Eukaryota, Fungi, Mucoromycota, Umbelopsidomycetes, Umbelopsidales, Umbelopsidaceae. Gene Ontology annotation, cellular component: nucleus. The transcript has 4 exons. The record is from RefSeq and is a predicted model, not a curated record. Bases 108 to 1109 code for a protein of 333 amino acids.